Messenger RNA from Melampsora larici-populina 98AG31, 447 nucleotides. RefSeq lists its product as uncharacterized. The record is from RefSeq and is a predicted model, not a curated record. NCBI's taxonomy places the organism in Eukaryota, Fungi, Basidiomycota, Pucciniomycetes, Pucciniales, Melampsoraceae. The coding region runs from base 1 to 447 and encodes 148 amino acids. The transcript is spliced from 4 exons.
AUGGCCGAAUUUGACUUGACACCCGAGGAUUUGGAGCUCCUGGAUUCAAUUGAAAAACGCGUUAAUUUCAUACCAUCCCCGGUCGUUUCCCAAGAGAAGUCUGAGUUGACUUCUCAAGGGCCUUCAGACGUUGAGGAUCAGGUACUCAGUACCCAACCAGUCGGUUCUUCUUUCUCUACCAAUGUCAGUUUGUCUCCCCAUGGUGGAAAUGAAAGUAGCGUAAUUAUUGAACAACCGGUCGAACAGGGUUGUAGUCACAAAGUCAUGCCAAUGAAUCAUGAGGCACUAUCAAAUGCCAGCGCCACCGCGUCUUCGAGUGUUAUUGGAAUUGCUACAAAACCUACAUUUAUUGAUGAUAACCAUAAACUCGAAUGCGUGAUUGUGGAUGAAGAUAUAUUGGGAUAUUACCAUGAGCCUCAAUCUCAUGGUUACGCUAACAUCAUGUAG